This is a messenger RNA of Topomyia yanbarensis, 1383 nucleotides long. RefSeq lists its product as uncharacterized. The record is from RefSeq and is a predicted model, not a curated record. Bases 21 to 905 code for a protein of 294 amino acids. NCBI's taxonomy places the organism in Eukaryota, Metazoa, Arthropoda, Insecta, Diptera, Culicidae. The transcript has 2 exons.
CGUUGUGCUACAUCGAAAAGAUGAACUUCAUUUUGGCACUGGCAGGCAUACUGUGUCUAGUGAGCGGAAUUCAGGCCGUUACACUGAACGAUACGAUAAACGGCAACAUUACCAUUGCACUAACGAAUUUCAACGCCUCGGUCAGUACCAUUAACGCAACGAUCAACACUGCUGACACAAAUACCCUGAAGGCAUGGACCAAUUGGGGCAAUGUCAUAUUAUCAAACUUAACCACCUUGUACAAUCGUUUCCAAAACUACCCCAACAUUGGUAUACAAUCGCUCGCUACCAUCAUUAGUAGCCUUAAUAGCUCACUAACUAGUCCACCCAUGCUAUUGGGAAGUGAUUUCAACCUGCGAGGAGAAUUGUAUCCCAACAUUUACAACCAAAUUCAAGAAUCAGGUGAUGUACUACUUGAUGCCGCUGCGAAUAUGUCUACCUAUGUUAUUUGCACAAAUGAUUUUGCCGCAAACUGUCUGAAAAAGUACGGUGCCAACCUGACUGCCAGUCCGCUUCUGCUGACCCGUUACCGCGACUGUGUAAUAGCUGAAAAUAGUCGAAUCGCCUUAAUCGGCACAAACAUGAGCAGUCAAAUCAAUGCUUCUCUGGCCAACGUGCAGACAUACUUCGAUCUGCUUAAGAUCUGUAACGUGCCGACGGCAGCCGCUUUGAAUGCUACCUGGCCCCAGCUAGUUCCGUCGGUUCAGUGUCUUAAUACGUUCAUCGGCCAAAUCGGAGGUAUCACUACACUAAACACGUACGUUUCUGACAACGUCCGCUACCCACAGACUCAGUUGGUGAAUUUCCGAACGAAACGUUGCGCAUCUCUCGUCCAGUUAGACAUCGAGGAUACGGUGGAUCGAGUAAAGGCCAGCUUCUACAGCUGUUUGUCCACCGGAAAGUAAAUCCGUCAUGGGCUUACUCUCCUGCUACGCUGCAUUAGUCAAUAAAUUACGAUUCGUAUGAAUGCCUAUGUUUUGUGUAUUCGAUUGUGAUCACAACCAUUCAAAGCUAUAUUACAGAAGCUAAACAUGAAUCUAGUGAAACAAAGCAAAACUUGAGUAUGCUGAGACCAACAAGUAGAGGAAAAAUGAUGAAACAUUGUGUUUUCCAUUUUCCUCUAUAGGCCAGGUCCGGAUUUUUGUAAUACAUAUAAAUAAUACAAAAAAGUUUAAUUAAAAAUCAAGAAAAAGAAAAAAAAUAAGUCAUUUCAUGGCUUACUGGUUCAUGGUUGAUUGUGGAAUUGAAGGGCGUGAUUAUAUUUGGUUUACAAGCUGUGCACUUUUACAACAACAAAAAAGUGAAAUAAAUAGUCAAGGUCAGGUGAUUUCGAAACUGUGACUUUGGAGGAUGCUCUAUGCAACAAAUGAAGAUAUAAAACAA